Xiphophorus couchianus (Monterrey platyfish) is the source of this 1748-nucleotide messenger RNA. It is a transcript of the gene mffb, whose product is annotated as mitochondrial fission factor b. The record is from RefSeq and is a predicted model, not a curated record. The transcript has 7 exons. Gene Ontology annotation, cellular component: mitochondrial outer membrane; peroxisome. Bases 164 to 1054 code for a protein of 296 amino acids. Gene Ontology annotation, biological process: positive regulation of mitochondrial fission. NCBI's taxonomy places the organism in Eukaryota, Metazoa, Chordata, Actinopteri, Cyprinodontiformes, Poeciliidae.
UUGUGAUUGGAGCAACAGCCACUCUUUACUUGCCUUUGGAGCCGUACAGUUGCUCGCUGAUUGUCUCCAGCAGAAGCUGUUGAUUUAACGAAUGGAACAUUGAUUUGACAUGACAUUUUAAAGCUCGGACCAAAAAAAAAAAAAAAAAAACCCAAACCGCUGGAUGAGUGGGCCAAGUUUUACCCCGCCUGCUGAGGUGGCUGAGAUAAACCGCAUCCAUUAUGAGCUGGAGUACACAGAGGGCAUCAGCCAGCGCAUGCGAAUUCCAGAGACCCUCAAGGUGGCGCCGGAGAGCAGAUCGGGGCCCGCUCUGCUUCAGCCACCUCUACCGGUUCACACAACUCUGAUGCAGGUUCCUGAAAGAAUUGUUGUUGCAAGUGACAAUGGAGAGUCGAGGUUUGUUCAACCAAGAGAUUUAGAUCUAAUUCAGUCAGUUCCAUCGGUGGACCUCCUGAACAUGAAGGCCCCGCCGCGUGUCCUCACCCUUACAGAACAGCCGCUGGACUCUCUGGAAACGGACCAAGCUGCCAACUCACAGAGUAAUCCCAGCCAAACUGCCAGUUAUAGCACCCGCUCUCGGAGGGAACGCAGUGCAAGUGAGAACAUACCAGGUCGUCAUGGCAGCCAUUGUAGCAGAGGGGAUGUAAGGUUCUUCCAACCUUCCCCCUGUGCUAGCGUAACGCCCUCCCCCUCCGCCCCCCCUCUCCGCCUCUGUCCUCCCCUCUGUUCUCCAGAAGAUGCAAACAUCAACCUGUAUACAGCUGCUGGGUUUCUGUCUUACGUUCAGUCAACGACACGCCGUGCUUACCAGCAGGUCCUCGAAAUCUUGGACGAUAGCCACCGGAGAACCCACUUGGACUUGGCUUUGGAUAUGAACCCUGACGAAUCUGGCUUAGUUGAUGCUUCAUCGCUGCGGCGUCAGAUUGUGAAGCUCAACAGACGUCUGCAGCUGCUGGAGGAAGAAAACAAAGAACGCUCCAAGCGAGAGGUGGCCCUGUACUCGACCACGGUGGCGUUCUGGCUCAUUAACUUGUGGAUCUGGUUACGUCGCUAAACCAGGAUACAGCCCGAAUCUCCAAAAACACUGGAAGUCAAAGUAAAUCCUUGUUCAGUCAGCAUAGGUCUCUUCUGGCAUUCCACAAUAAUUAAAAAAAAACAAAUGUUGUUUUUGUUUGGGUUUUUUUUUUUAUUACAGAUUUCAAUAUUAUCUCUGACUAGGUAACCCCUGAACCAAUAAAACCAGAAAGUGUUCCAAAUUUGGAAAACGUAAAGAGCUACAGAUGCUUUCUGGAUGUGCUAUGUACACUCAGUAUACAUCAUGUUCUUGCUAGUUUUUACCCACAAAAUGAAGGCCAGAAAAUGGUUGAUUUUAUUUUGUGAGCCACUGUUGUCAAAUGUAAAACUAGUUAUCUGACUGAGUUAAAAUAAUUUUACUGUGGCUAUUAAUGAAUAAUCCUGACACCAAACACUGAGACAAAGCUCACUACAAGUCAGUUAAAACGUUACAAAAACGGGUGAAAAUAAAAAAUAACAGUGGUGUUCAAUUGACAGCAACAACCACUUUGCAAAUAUUUAUAGUACUAAAUAUUUCAUAAUAUAAUUUAAAGGAAGAGUGUUCAUAAUAUCAAUUCCCAUUUUACACUCUAAUUAUUUUCAUCUAUUUGCAUAUUUUGGACAACAGUUUUUACCUUGGUUUGAGCAAAGUAACUUUUACACAUGUAGGGAGAUUUAAAGGCUUGAACAGAAAA